Messenger RNA from Hippopotamus amphibius kiboko, 1522 nucleotides. RefSeq names its product protein arginine methyltransferase 6 (gene PRMT6). The record is from RefSeq and is a predicted model, not a curated record. Lineage: Eukaryota; Metazoa; Chordata; Mammalia; Artiodactyla; Hippopotamidae. Gene Ontology annotation, molecular function: protein-arginine N-methyltransferase activity. The transcript has a single exon. The coding region runs from base 185 to 1312 and encodes 375 amino acids. Gene Ontology annotation, biological process: peptidyl-arginine methylation.
UCCAGGACACCAAAGGAGCGGGUAAAAGAGGAGAGACAGCUCAGAGGCACCUGGCGGGCGCUCGCCGAACGCCCCGCCAGAAGCCCGCGGCCCGAGCACGCACUACAAAUACCAGAAGCCCCGGCUUCCUGGAGCCCGCGCCUAGUCGCGCAACGCACGCCGGGAGCCGGCCCGAGCCGCCAAGAUGUCGCAGCCCAAGAGAAGGAAGCUUGAGUCGGGGGGCGGCGGCGAAGGAGGGGAGGGAACCGAAGAGGAAGAUGGCGGAGAGCUGGAGGUGGCUCUGCCGCGACCCCGGAGGACUAGGCGGGAGCGGGACCAGCUGUACUACCAGUGCUACUCGGACGUAUCGGUCCACGAGGAGAUGAUUGCUGACCGCGUCCGCACCGAUGCCUACCGCCUAGGCAUCCUGCGGAACUGGGCAGCGCUGCGGGGCAAGACCGUGCUGGACGUGGGCGCGGGCACUGGCAUUCUCAGCAUCUUCUGCGCCCAGGCCGGGGCCCGGCGCGUGUACGCGGUGGAGGCCAGCGACAUCUGGCAACAGGCCCGGGAGGUGGUGCGGCUCAACGGGCUGGAGGACCGGGUGCACGUCCUGCCGGGGCCGGUGGAGACGGUGGAGUUGCCGGAGCAGGUGGAUGCCAUCGUGAGCGAGUGGAUGGGCUGCGGACUCCUGCACGAGUCCAUGCUGAGCUCUGUGCUCCACGCGCGGACCAAGUGGCUGAAGGAGGGCGGUCUUCUGCUGCCGGCUUCCGCCGAGCUCUUCGUGGCGCCCGUCAGCGACCAGAUGCUGGAGCUGCGCCUGAGCUUCUGGAGCCAGAUGAAGCAGCUCUACGGUGUGGACAUGAGCUGCCUGGAGAGCUUCGCCACGCGCUGCCUCAUGGGCCACUCAGAGAUCGUGGUGCAGGGCCUGUCCGGCGAGGAUGUGCUGGCCCGGCCGCAGUGCUUUGCUCAGCUGGAGCUGGCCCGCGCCGGCCUGGAGCAGGAGCUGGAGGCCGGGGUGGGAGGGCGCUUCCGUUUCAGCUGCUACGGCUCGGCUCACAUGCACGGCUUUGCCAUCUGGUUCCAGGUGACCUUCCCCGGAGGGGACUCGGAGAAACCCCUGGUGCUGUCCACCUCGCCUUUUCACCCCGUCACGCACUGGAAGCAGGCACUCCUCUACCUGAACGAGCCUGUGCAAGUGGAGCAGGACACGGACGUUUCCGGAGAGAUCACGCUGCUGCCCUCCCAGGACAACCACCGUCACCUGCGCGUGCUGCUGCGCUACAAAGUGGGCGACCAGGAGGAGAAGACCAAAGACUUUGCCAUGGAGGACUGAGCGUGGCCCUCGCUCCCAGCUACCUCGCGAGGCGGCCAGCCCUGCGCGGUAGAGGCGGAGGGGGGUCGGAGGAGAAAGGGAAGUCUCUCGUGCAAGUAGGGGGCAUUCUCCGCCAUCUCCCUUUUCCCUCAGGGCUCCUGGGGAGGGAAAGUAACCUCAGUCUCCCUUCGAGGAGAUUCUUCUGGCGAUAUUUAUUAAAAAGCGAUUUCG